Molecule: messenger RNA, 1794 nt
Organism: Exophiala viscosa
Lineage: Eukaryota; Fungi; Ascomycota; Eurotiomycetes; Chaetothyriales; Herpotrichiellaceae
Product: trafficking protein Mon1-domain-containing protein
Exons: 1
Coding region: 1-1794 (597 amino acids)
Biological process (GO): vesicle-mediated transport; protein targeting to vacuole
Cellular component (GO): Mon1-Ccz1 complex; fungal-type vacuole membrane
Source: RefSeq, a predicted model, not a curated record
AUGGAGAAUAGCACGGAGUCGCUACGUGCGGAAGCGAGGCCACCUCUGCCACCAAGACCGAGCGAAUUGAAUCUCAUGCACACCAGACCGUCAACAAGCCAUGGGGCGCGCGGUCUCACAAGACCCGAUCUUAUGGCGGGCGCAACGACUAUGGUCUCUAUGACGGAUGUCAACAGUUACAACCGUCCUGAUGGUUCUAAAGAGCUGCGCACUGCCCCUUCCCGAGUCUCUUCGAGUCCUUCGAUCCGCCCGUCCACGAGCAAGGGAACAAGUGAGUUCGGAGAAGAUACAUCUAGCAUCAGGAGCUAUGCACCCUUUGGACGGCAGGUACAAGAAGCUGGGAGCAUCUUUGAUGGAGACCUACGAGAAGAGCAGGGAUUAUCGUCACCCGCAAGCGAAGGUGGCCUGUUCGGACAAGACUCGGACGACUUUGACGAUGAAGCGGACGUUGACUUUGGUAAAGAGUUUGAAGACAUUGACGACGAUACUGUUGGUGAAGAUGUGGCUCACUCGCUGUGGAAGGCGAAGCGAAAGCAUUUUAUCAUUCUUUCCGCGGCAGGAAAGCCCAUCUAUACGAGGCACGGAUCAGACGCCGUCAUUUCCAACUACGUCGGCAUCAUUCAAACAAUCAUUUCCUCAUUCGAAGAGAACGCGGACCAGUUGAGGAGUUUCCAGGCCGAUGGAGUCCGUAUCGUGAUUCUUUCCCAGACAAAUCUGUUUCUGGUUGGAAUCACCAGUCUCCCUGAGAGUGAGGCUCAAGUGCGUCUUCAGCUAGACGCUCUCUACAUGCAGAUACUGUCGACUUUGACCUUACCUACUUUGACACACAUAUUCUCUGUACGUCCUUCCAGUGAUUUGAGGCGACCGCUGGAGGGCACAGAGGUCCUGCUCUCAUCACUCGCAGACAGCUUCACACGUGGCUCUCCUUCAACGCUGCUCUCAGCACUUGAAUGCUUGAAGAUCCGCAAAUCAUAUCGCCAAGUAAUCAACAGCACUAUGAUCAAAGCUCGCGUCGAUGAUCUGCUCUAUGGUCUUGUUGUUGCCGGAGGGCGACUUGUCAGUGUCAUUCGACCGAAGAAGCACUCUCUUCAUCCCAGCGAUCUGCAAUUGAUAUUCAAUAUGCUCUUUGAGGCAGAAGGGAUCAAGGCCGGUGGUGGCGAUUCCUGGGUUCCGAUCUGUCUCCCAGGCUUCAACAAGACCGGCUACCUCUACAUGUAUGUCAGCUUCCUAGACAUGGGCGGCGAUCAAGUACGUGAGCUUGACGCAAACGAACGUAUAGCUCAGGAAGACUCUGUGGCUAUCAUACUUCUUAGCGCCAAUAAAGAGGGCUUUGAGGAUCUACACAGCAUGAAGAACUACCUGGUACACGAAUUUCGCCGCAAUAGAAGCAUGCAUAUCAUUCAUGCAGCGGUACAAGCUGGCCGGCCCGCACCGACAGACAUCAUCGCUGGCACGGUCCUCAGGCAUUUUCUUUACAAAUCCAAGGGCAAUGUCCAAUUCUUCAUGCCCUCAUACUCACCCAACUUCGAGACGUUGAAGCAGCGUAGGCGACUGUUGUCGCUGUAUCAUAAACUGCAUGCAGCUGUUCAUGCGAAGCAUGCGGCUGUUAAGGUCGUCCAUAGCAUCAGUACGAGUGCAACGGCGCUUGCUUGGGUGACACCCAUGUUUGAGCUUUACUGCGUGGCCGGUCCUUCGGCUUCCAGGAACGCUCUGGCUCAAAGUGCCAAUAAGGUAGUGCAGUGGGUGCAACGCGAGGAAGAGCAUAUAUUCAUCAUUGGCGGUGCCGUAUUUUGA